This is a messenger RNA of Oenanthe melanoleuca, 4077 nucleotides long. RefSeq names its product ferrochelatase (gene FECH). Gene Ontology annotation, molecular function: protoporphyrin ferrochelatase activity. Gene Ontology annotation, biological process: heme biosynthetic process. The record is from RefSeq and is a predicted model, not a curated record. NCBI's taxonomy places the organism in Eukaryota, Metazoa, Chordata, Aves, Passeriformes, Muscicapidae. The transcript has 11 exons. Bases 72 to 1307 code for a protein of 411 amino acids.
GUGCCGAGGCCGAGCCGGGGCGGUACCGGGGCGGUGUAACGCGAGGGGCGGUAGCGGCGCAGUCUGAGGGAAUGCGGGCGGCCAAGAUGGCUGCUGCUGCCGCCGCUGCUGGCCGUCACUGGCUGAGGAGCUGCAGCCAGCUGCGGGUGCCGGUGCGAUGGCGGGGCCAGGCCACGGCUGCUGUGGUGACCGAGAGCACCAAGCCCCACAUCCAGCCCCAGGAGAGGAAGCCUAAAACAGGAAUCCUGAUGUUGAACAUGGGAGGCCCGGAGCGGCUGGAUGACGUCCACGAUUUCCUGCUGCGCCUCUUCCUGGACAGGGAUCUGAUGACCCUUCCAGCUCAGAACCGGCUGGCCCCGCUCAUCGCGCGGCGCCGCACGCCCAAGAUCCAGGAGCAGUACAGCCGGAUCGGCGGCGGCUCCCCCAUCAAGAAGUGGACGGCGGUGCAGGGAGAGGGCAUGGUGAAGCUGCUGGACAGCAUGUCUCCUCGCACUGCUCCUCACAAGUACUACAUCGGGUUCCGCUACGUGCACCCGCUGACCGAGGAGGCCAUCGAGGAGAUGGAGAGGGACGGUGUGCAGAGGGCCAUUGCCUUCACCCAGUACCCCCAGUACAGCUGCUCCACCACAGGAAGCAGUUUAAAUGCCAUUUAUCGCUACUACAGCCAGAAGGGGGAGAAGCCAAAGAUGAGGUGGAGCGUAAUCGACCGGUGGCCCACACAUCCCCUUCUCAUUCAGUGCUUUGCUGAUCACAUCCAGAAGGAGCUGAACCUGUUCCCACCAGACAAGAGGAAAGAGGUGGUGAUCCUGUUCUCAGCCCACUCGCUGCCCAUGUCUGUGGUGAACCGUGGCGACCCGUACCCGCAGGAGGUGGGAGCCACUGUGCAGAGGGUCAUGGAGAAGCUCAACCACUCCAACCCCUACAGGCUGGUGUGGCAGUCCAAGGUUGGGCCAAUGCCUUGGCUGGGCCCCCAGACAGAUGAGACCAUCAAAGGGCUGUGCCAGCGAGGAAAGAAGAACAUGCUGCUGGUCCCAAUAGCAUUCACCAGUGACCACAUUGAGACCCUGUAUGAGCUGGACAUUGAGUAUGCUCAGGUUUUAGCCAACGAGUGUGGCGUUGAGAACAUCAGGCGAGCAGAGUCUCUCAAUGGAAACCCGCUGUUCUCCAAGGCCCUGGCAGACCUGGUGUGCUCCCACCUGCAGUCCAACGAGGUGUGCUCCCGCCAGCUGACCCUGUGCUGCCCGCUCUGUGUCAACCCCGUCUGCAGGGAGAGCAAGGCCUUCUUCACCAGCCAGAGCCAGCCCUGAGGGCCACAGCUGCUGCUCCAGGAGCAAGGACAGCUGCACUGGGGCUUGCUUUGCCUGAGGAGAGCUGGAGCAAGCGGGGAGGGAGGGCACGGGUCCUGCCAGUGUGAGGAGAUCGCACCGACCCCAGCGGGCUGAGCGUGGGCCCAGCACUGAGCACUGGAAGGCUCCCACAGCUUUUUACAAUUAGCUUCUCUUUCUAUGCAGGGAUUGAUCUGUGUGCAGGCUGCUCACGAGUGCAUGAACCUGCCAGGUCACAGGUUUUGCUUCAGGUGCAGUCUGAGCAGCACAGCCUGUUGUCUGUUCUGAGAGGGACUUUGGAGAUCAAGUGACUUCUAAUGCUUUUUAAUAAUGUUUAUGUAUAUAUAUAUUUCUUUUUUAGGACAUAAAGAUAAGGCUUUGUUUUGGUUUGGUUUUCUCCUGCCAGAAACUUGCAGUGAAAGCUUAGCUGGGAUAGUGGAACGCACAAAACUUGUUUACUUCCUUGUUCUAGGAAAAACAUUUUCAUUAUCUGCAGGUGAGUAUUUGAAGAGCAGAAACUGAAAGGAAUCAGCCUGCUUGGGUGAUACUGGAGAAUUUGCUCCACUGAACCUGCAUGUUUCAAGUCUAGCAGGAGCACGUGUGGAAACAUGCUGGCUUAUCUGUUAAGCAGAAUGGCUUUUAAAAUUCUUCUUAUUUUGAUUAAAAAGGGCUUUUUCUGUUUGGUGAAGUAAAUUUAGGAAGUCAGGCUUGUUCUCCAGGAGGUUUAUAGAUCCACUCUGUGCUUUCUACUGUGGUUUUGUGGGAUACCUGUGGAGUGCCAUAGGUAGGAUUGAUCUGGCUUAAUUGCUGUUGUUUAAAAGGAGGUGAUCAGUCAGGAGCAGUUUCCAGUUCCACUCUGCAGAAGCCUGAGGACAGGGCACUGUGAGCCUGGUCUGAGCCCAGCUUCACCUGAUGUCCUGAGCACUGGCCCUGCAGGCUGGCUCCUGGCAUGGCUGCUGCCACACUGCUCAGCCAGGCUGAUCUGCUCAGGAGAGCACGAGGCACGAGCAGCUUGCACCUCUGCUUCUGUGAGAAGGGGUGGGUAAAGAAGGGAGUGCAGAUCAGGGUUAGUCUGGCUCUGCUUGUUGCUGGAAUCAAAGCUGGAGCACUGAGGGAAGGCUGUGGUGAGCACCAUGCAGUGCUGUGAAUCCCCAGAACCUCUGCAGAGCUGCCUGCUCCACUGCCAUCCCUGCUGCCCAGGGGCACAGACACGUUCCUGCAGUGCCAGGAGCUCCUGCAGCACCCUGCCCUCACACAGAGUCUUCCUUGACCCUUCAUGCCUGUGCCUGUUGCAGUGGCAGGGAGCCAGAAGCUUCUCCUCUCCCUCCCCUUGGGCUCUGCUCACUGCCUGGGCAGGAGAAGGAGCACAAAUGUCCAGUUUGUCUGGGAACACUGGCCUUAUGUCUCUCGUUGGACAAAGAACUUCCUCUGUUUCACUGCUCUGCCUCACACUUAGGGAUCAGUCUGUCAGAUCUUCCUGCUCACUCCUGCUUGCUCCCAGCUGGAGGAACGUGGACCUUCAGGUGGUGCAGGCUGUGACCACCACAUUUACAAGUGGGGAAAGCAAAGGUUAACUUCAUAUGAACCUUGUGGUAUCAUAAAUACAGAUGGCUUUUCAUUUUCACACUGAAAACACUGGCUGGCACUGAUUCUGAGGCAUUAUGUUUGUCCCCAGUAAUAAAAGGUACUUAAAAUUCACUUUUGAGUGUUCUAACCACAAGUGGGAUAAUUACUGUGUUGCUGCUAUUACACCAUCAUGUAGAAAUCACUUAAUUUUCCAGCUUUUAGCAGUUGGGCCUGUCUCACAGAGCUGCUGUUUGCUGUCAGAGCAGUUUCCAUCAAGGCUUCUGAGGAUUCCUCAUCUCCCAGCAGGUUGGGUGAGUGCCUGCCCUGAGGAGAGAUGGGUGCCAAGGUGCAUGUGCCUUGCUGAGCCCUCCUAGUGCAGCCCAGAGUGUGAGUGCAGCUGCCUGUGCCCUGCAGGAGUUCCCAGUGCCCCCAGCAGGCUGCAAACCCCGCUGUCCCCAGGGCUGGCAGGCUCUGGUGCUGCACAGCAGUGCAGCUGGGCUGUCCUGAGCAGUGCACUCCCCUGGGGGCAGUCCUGGGGAUGGCAGGGGGUCACUGCCCCCUGCCCAGCACAGCUCCCAGCACUGUGCAGCUCUGGCCUCAGGACAUCCGCUGGAAAUGGAGGAGCUGAACAGCCCCUGGUGUCCUCAGGGAGGAAGUGGGAGCUAAAGGGGUGAGCUGUUUUUCCUGCUUUCACACUCUCCAGUUUGGCUUAUUCAUCAUCAAGUGAUGUUUUUUACCCUGUCCCUCGGUCCUGGCUGCGUUUCAGAGAAGGUGGGAGCUCCCCAGAGGUGCUGUGACACCACAAGGUCUGUGGAUUUGUCAGAGCUGUGACACCAGAAGCUGUGUGAUGUGUCAGAGCUAGUGGGAGCUUGUGGAUGUGUCAGAGCUGAGCUCCUGCCAUGCCCUGGAGAGGAGGAUCAGUGGGGCCAGGGUUUCCCCAGGAGAACCCAAAGCUCAGUGAAUUCUCCCUUCCCACCAGAGCUGGGGAUCACUGUGAAGUGUAAGCUUCAAGGCAGAGCAGCUCCUUUGAUUUUGUUAAUGCCAGAUGUGUAUAGAUACUUGCUUUUAACCCUACAUAUGCAUCUCAGAUUGACCAAGGACUUCCAUUAGAUGUAACACAGCAAAUUUGAUCAUCCUACUGUGUGUCAUUUGCCAUAAGGAUGGAAUUCCAAUUAAAGUCUUUUUU